CGCGUCCGAUCCAUAAGCAGAAAUGUCCGAGGAUCUCACACCAAGAGCAGCCCUGCGCAGGCUGCGAAUGCAAAUGGACUCCGAUGAACCCUCUCGAAAGAGGAGGUGCUAUAAUCCUAGGGAUUCCUCACUCACAUUUGUUGAUGGGGAGGACGAAUUGGACUUUUUAUGUGAAGAGUUUGAGUCUCCAAAAGCAGUGAUGUCCUGUGGUCAUGCAGUCACCCCGAUGUCUCUCACUAAAUGGUGUAUUCAGCUGCUGGAAGAUGGACAAAACACCUUUGUGUGUGCUGUGUUUGGCUGUGAUGCUGUGUGGCCUUUUGAAGAGGUCUGCAAGAUGGCUCAACUGACUACUCAGGAAAUUAAGUAUUUCAAGAAGACCAUGGCUAUAAAUGCUUCUAAUACCAGAAGAUGUCCUGGAUGCAUGUCCCAUGUUGCAAGACAAAACAAAUUAAAUCUUUGUGUCGGCUGCAAAGUGUGCACAGCAAAGAAAGGACGUCAAUAUGAAUUCUGCUGGCAGUGUCUGAGGGAAUGGAAAGGACCAAAGCCACGGAUGAGCCGCUGUGAGAACGAAGGCUGCAGCAACACGGUGCUGCAAACGCUGCAAACCUGCCCCGAUAUCGUCUUUGACACGGUGAUAGGAAUCACCGGGUGUCCCUCCAUCCGGGCCUGUCCCACCUGCGGAUCACUGCUGGAGCAUAAACGAAACCACUGCAAACACCUUACCUGUCCUCAGUGUAAGGUCAAGUUCUGUUUUGUGUGUCUGAAGACUUUUGCUGAAUGUUCUAGAACAAGCGGCAUUUCAGCACCGUGCUCCAGUGGUGUUGCUCCCAGACAGACAGUUAUCCCAGUGUGGAGAAAGAGUUAAUACUCCUUUAACACGUCUGUUUCCUUGGACAUUGAUUUGUCACCUCAAACAACACCAAUGUGUCUCAUUGUACAGGAUGUUUUCUAAUCCUAGAGACCAAAAACAUCACGCUGAUGACAGUAUUUGUUAGAGUUAAAAGCAUAGGGAUAUUUAAUGACUUGCUAGAUCAGAACCAAUG
Messenger RNA from Cyprinodon variegatus (sheepshead minnow), 1043 nucleotides. Its product is annotated as probable E3 ubiquitin-protein ligase ARI8. The record is from RefSeq and is a predicted model, not a curated record. The transcript is spliced from 5 exons. The coding region runs from base 23 to 865 and encodes 280 amino acids. Gene Ontology annotation, molecular function: zinc ion binding. Lineage: Eukaryota; Metazoa; Chordata; Actinopteri; Cyprinodontiformes; Cyprinodontidae.